This is a messenger RNA of Amaranthus tricolor (Joseph's coat), 4262 nucleotides long. RefSeq names its product protein MOS2. Gene Ontology annotation, biological process: mRNA splicing, via spliceosome. The transcript has 2 exons. Gene Ontology annotation, molecular function: nucleic acid binding. The coding region runs from base 192 to 1598 and encodes 468 amino acids. The record is from RefSeq and is a predicted model, not a curated record. NCBI's taxonomy places the organism in Eukaryota, Viridiplantae, Streptophyta, Magnoliopsida, Caryophyllales, Amaranthaceae. Gene Ontology annotation, cellular component: spliceosomal complex.
GGAACUUCUUUUUCAUUCCCCUUCUAGUAUUUUUUUACAAGACAAUUGAAUAUUGAGACCAAACAGGCAAACACCGGAAUUUCUAGGAACCCCUCCAGCCAAGAUUGAACUCCCCAUCAAUUUUUUCACAAAUUGCACGACCACCAUCACUGCCAACUAUUCUUUACUUUCUCUUCCUCCGUUAUCGAAGAAUGAAGCUUUCUUUCUCUCGUUCAUCAAAGCAAUCAUCUUCAAAACCAAACACCAUACCAAAACCUUUAGAAGAUUUAACCGAUUCCUCAGAAAAAACCUUUCUCACCGAAUUCGAUCCUUCCAAAACCCUAAUUUCAAAUCCUACACCUAAAAAACUUGUGAUUCCUCCAAAGCAAAACGAAUGGCGUUCAACAAAGAAGAUGAAGAAUCUCGAUCUCCCCCCUAUUCAUUCCGACGGGAAGCCCCUCGAAUUCGAGAUGGAAUCUUCCGAUAUUGCAGCACCCGAACCCGGAUCUGAUAUUUCAUAUGGGCUUAAUGUCCGCCAACAACAAAGAGGUAGUAAUGUUAAUGGUAACGAUAAUUUUAAUACUCGUGAUUCAGUUGAUUCCAUUUUGCUAAAGAAAUUAAGGAAUGAUAUAGAUAAGUUGAAUGAUGACGAGGGUUUUGAAAAUUAUGAUGAAGUUCCUGUUGAGGGUUUUGGGGAAGCUUUGUUAGCUGGGUAUGGGUGGAAACAAGGUAUGGGAGUUGGGAGGAACGCUAAGGAGGAUGUUAAGGUGAUUGAGUAUAAGCGGCGAACUGCCAAAGAGGGAUUAGGGUUUACUGAUAAAGAGGUCCCUGUGAAAUUGGGUACCGAAAAUGGGAUUAAGAAGAGUGAUGAGGGGAAGAGUAAAGGUGGGAGCUUGAGUUUUGGGGUUGGGAAGGAGGUUAGGGUUAUUCAUGGUAGAGAACUUGGGUCGAAAGGUAGAGUUAUUGAGGUUUUAUCCGGUGGCGAAUCACUUAUUUUGAGGCUUUCGCGUAGUGAAGAGGAAGUGAAUGUUCGUGCAAAUGAAGUGGCGGAGUUGGGUUCAUUAGAGGAGGAGAAAUGUUUGAAGAAUGUGAAGGAAUUGAAGAUUCAACGUUCUAAGGAAGAUAGUAAAGAAAGGGUUAAGAAGGGUAAAGAUUCGUCCAGGGAAAGAAAGGAGAGCAAGAAAGGUAGAGAUGAAAGUAUGCAGGUGGAUGAGAAGAAAAGUAGUAGUAAUAGUAGUAGUAGCAGUCGCGUUUCUUGGCUUACCAGUCAUAUUAGGGUUAGAAUUGUUAGCAAGUCUUUCAAAGGAGGAAGGUUUUACUUGAAGAAAGGUGAGGUGGUUGAUGUGGUUGGACCGAUGACAUGUGAUAUAUCAAUGGAUGAGGGUAGAGAGAUUAUUCAGGGAGUAGAUCAACGAAUCCUGGAAACUGCACUUCCUAGACGAGGUGGUCCCGUUCUUGUUCUCUUUGGAAAGUAUAAAGGGGCAUAUGGCAGUCUUGUGGAGAAGGAUACAGAGAGGGAAUCUGGUGUAGUUCAAGAUGCUGAUACUCGGGAGCUGUUGAAUGUGAAGCUUGAACAAAUAGCUGAAUAUGUUGGAGAUCCGAGUUAUCUUGGAUAUUGAAUAAGGACGCUAUAGCAAACCAUAAUUGCAAGAUAUCGAUGGUUGAGGUUUACUUUGGUUUGCUGUGUAGAUGUCAUUGGGUAUAAUUCACUGUGACGAGUGUUGAGACUAAAUUUUUCCGCAUUCUCCUUGUUUGUGCAGAAGUUGAACUUACCAUUCAUAACAUCAAAAGUUGUAUUAUAACAUAUUAAUAAUUCCUUGCUAGACUGGAGAGGUCUUAGAUAUGAGAUAAGUUUCAUCAAUUAGGACAAACAUCAAAGGAUUGGUUGGCUGUGUGUGCUCUAGACAGAAGAAAAGCCCAUUGGGUCACAGAAGGUUUCCUUCUCUGUUUUAUUAGGACAAAGCUUUGGUUGGACUCACCAACAAUCAGAACUAUUAGGGUUUUUAUUUAUUAUGUAUGCUUCACUCACUUUAACCAAUUAAGUAAAGGUUAAUUUUGGUUUUUAAUCAUAGUACCAAGAUGCGAUUUUGGUCGCAAAUGUAGUAACGGUCACGGUGGUCAUGUCUUUUUACGCUCCAUCAAAUGUUGGCCAAAACCAUGACAUAUCUCUAAGAGGAGGCUACAAUGCGAAUUUUUAACUCCUUUAUGGUGUAGGUUAAAUUUGUAGACGGCUGAUACGAUACAAUAAAUUUGUAGACGGCUUAAGUUAAGGCCAAAGUGAAGCUUGGAAAAUAUUUAACUAUCAUUUGGUUAAAUGUCUAAUUAUACAUACAAUCUAAGAACAUAAUUAAGGCAUGUUUGGUAACCGUGAAGAAAUGUAAUAGAACUAAGAAAGGUAAGUAGUCAUAGCCCUCUAAAUCCCUUGUGUUUGGUUCAUAAGGGAAUACGUCAUUUCAAGUCCCUAAUGUUCUUUUUAUGCUGGUUGGUUUGCAUUAACAGUUGCUUUAUUUAAGAAGAGGUGUUUUCCCCUUAAAUUUUGUAUUAUGCAUUAGCUUAAGCUAUCAUUGGUGUUUGGUUUUUAGGCUGUGUCAAAAUAUAGAAAACCCAGAUUGCUGUUUAUUGCUCCUCCCUUUUCUACUAGAAAGGCUUUCCCUUGAGGAUAUUCUCUCUGUCAUCUGUCUCGUGGUUUAUGCCACAAGUACAAUACCUGUGAAACCAAGAAAAGGGAGAAAGUGGGUAAAAAGUGUGAUUUAUGAGAAAGUGGGAGAAAUGGGUGAAUGAGAUGAAAAAAUAAGUUAAAUACGUGGAUGAGAAUUAAAUAAGUGGUGUGGAUCAUGGCCAUUAAUAGAAAUGUAGCAUACCCCAUAGGACGAAGCAAAAUGGAAAAUGUAGCAAAAGCAUGAGAUAGAGGCAGUACAAUUUUAAGGUCUUGACAAACUACAUGAGUGAAAUGAUGACCAUUGCGGUGAAUUGCUUAUGUGGGGAUCUUAAUUGGAAAUGAUGACUGGAGGAGUCAGUUGAAGUAUUUUAUUUAUGGUUGUGAAACUUUUUCUGUCAUGGUCACGAUUGUACAACAAUUAUUAUCAGAGCUACUUAACCUACUUGGAUUUGCUAUUUGGGAAGGCUUUUCACCUUCUAUUAUGCUAUUCUGAAUCGAUACCUAGCAAAUAAGAUCAUGCGAAAUUGUGAGCUGCAAUUCAAAUUUAUGGAGAAAUCUGGAUUGCAGACUUGAGGAACUGGUUCUGAAACUUUAAUGUUAUGAGAAAUCUGUAAUGGAAGGAGUAUAGUGGAUAUUUUAUGGGGUCAGUUGGAUGUACAGUUAUGGGCAGAAUUGAAAACCAUUUUUGAUGUUUGAUUAUUUUUUGAGAUAAAUAGCUGAAAUUUUAGGUGCUGACUGCUGUCGAAUUUGUUAUUUGGAGUGGCUUAGUUUUGUUAUUUUGAAUUUCUAGAUGAGACAAUUCUUUCGUUUUGGAGCAUCACCAGUUACAUCAUUUUCCAGCAUGUUGGCGAGUUAGUUAAAGGUUUUGUUGAAGAAACAACUGUUACUGGAAGUCUGGAACUUAUGACAGAUACUUGUGAAGUCUCUACAACUUUGCUUCUAUUACUGGAAUUGCUGAUGGCAGUGGGAGAUGACCAAUAUCUGGGUACAUAUAGUACAAUCAUAGUGCCAAAACAAGGCCAUAUGGUAUUGUAUCUCCUGAAUCGUAACCGUUUCAAUUUACUUGGCGUAUACUGGCCGCUGCAUAGAGGUGGAAAGUUUGCGUUAUAGAUUACUUUAAGGGACAUCUCGUUGUAUCGGUUCAAUCGCUACUGAAAUCACAAUUUGGACUGGGUACAUUUGACUUUAUGCUCUUUGGACUUUAUGCUGCUCUUCGGGUUGCUCUCGUUCCUCGCGGGCUCACAACUCUUUGGUUCAUGUUGUUGCUUUUAAUCACAAUACACCAGCUUACAUCUCCGAUUGAAUCAAGGCCACCAUCGGCUGUGAUUAAGGCAGAACCAAGACCAUCACUCUAAGUCAUGGGCUAUUCAAUUCAUGUUUGGGGAACGUCUCACGAUGAGGCCAUCUCCCAAGAAUUUGUAAUAAAUCUUGAAUCAAGGCCAUCAACUGAAGAUGGAGAAUGGCCCAACACAAAAUAAGAGUGAUGAUAAGAUAAUUUUAAGGUUCAAUCACUCUCCGUCAUGUACUUUUAAGUUUUUUGUUUGUUCCUUUUUAAUUAUUCUUCUAUGUUUUUUUUAAUAAAAAAUUCUUUAUUAGAUAAUGGUCAUACUAAUUAUGAAUCCAA